This is a messenger RNA of Prunus armeniaca (apricot), 198 nucleotides long. Lineage: Eukaryota; Viridiplantae; Streptophyta; Magnoliopsida; Rosales; Rosaceae. The record is from the annotation of a GenBank genome assembly.
AUGGAGGCGAUGGCAAAGGGCUUCUUCGAUGGUUCUGCGAUGGAGGUUGGUGUAAAUGGGAUGGGGUGUGUCUGCAAGAGGAGAGAAUUUUCAGUGGGGUGUGGCUGGAUAUCAGAUGGGGUGGGAUUUGAUUUCAGAUGGGGUGUGGCUGAAAGGGAAGGGGGUUUUCGGUGGGUGGUUAGGGAAUGGGGUUUAUGA